This is a messenger RNA of Physcomitrium patens, 4132 nucleotides long. RefSeq lists its product as uncharacterized. The record is from RefSeq and is a predicted model, not a curated record. Lineage: Eukaryota; Viridiplantae; Streptophyta; Bryopsida; Funariales; Funariaceae.
AUUAGACCAUUAGCUUUGGAACGUGUCCACCGCCGGCCGUCUCGAUUCUGUCCGUGCGGCGCAGUGCUCAUGCAGUUGGUGGUUUGUCGCUCAUUGAAAUGUGAUAUGUUGCAUCCUGGGUUUCAGCUCUUGGGCUAAUUUGCUAUGUACGAUUACGAUUGGUAUAGCUCGUUGGGCGAGAGGAUUUCCUUGGUUUUUUGCACGAAACUGAGAUUCUGAUCCGAAGACUGACCUGCUACUUGGCUGGUCGACGACCUACUUGGUGCGGACUAGUACUGAUGUAUCUGCAUACCUUUGCGGUUCAGAAGUGAGUACUGAAAUCUGGCUACGAGGGAGCUGUGCGUAAUUAGGAACGAGAAUGGGGUUCGUCUCGAAUGGGCUGGGGAUGAUGAACCUGGCAGAGGCACUUCGUCUGGCUGAGCGCGGGGCUAUCAAAUCUAAAGAAGCACCUAAUCUGGACAACGUGUUAACCAUAGCGCUUGUAGAUGCACAAGCUAUACACGUAAAGGAAGCAUGGCGAAGGGUCUUGGAUGGAGACUUUCUCGAUCCAUCUCGGAAGUUAGCGAAGCUUGUUUCAACAGACUCGGAUAUACAGCCGCAAGCUGUUGGACAUGCACUCGUGCUGGCAUGCCGUGAGGGGUAUCUUAUUUGCGUGCGCGCUCUUCGAGAGCUUCAGAACCAGCACUGCAGCGGAAGUUUGUUGGUGGCCCUAUUCAAUGCGUUUGGGAUCGUGAAAGCUGCCGAGGCUGGGAACGUCGAAGUGGUGCAGGAGCUUUUGCGGCCAAUGGUGUCGGCGAGCACGGCGAUGAUGGGAUACAUGCUGGCUACCAAUUGGAAGGAUAAGGAAGGCUCUGAAUAUUACCCUUUUGUUGAGAAUCCAGAGAACCCGCCAGAUAGUUAUUGGAUUCAGAAGCUGUGGUCGAUGAAGAUGAUGCUCCCUACUGCGAUGCCGUGUUUCAAAGUGGGGUGGGACUUGCGUUCACUGUCGGGCUCUGGCGAACACCAUAACGAGGUAAUCCGUUCGUGCUACAGGACGUACUUAUUGUGGAGAUUAUCAGUAAUUGCAGCUUCCCAAUGUCACGCCGACGUUUUCAGGAUUUUGCUGAAGAGGAGAUGGCUGGAUAACCUCUUUCUCAAGGAAACGCUGUCUUUCUUCAUCGACUGCCCCGAAAGCAGCGACAACCCUGCCUUGGACCAGGAAUUGAAGAUGAUUAUCGCCAACCGGGCAAAGAUGGACAUGCUCGCGUACCAAUUGGUGGAAGAGUACAGCACGAAGAAUUAUCACGACGCCAUGCUGUACACACUCUGGAAGUGCUGUGUUAGUAAACAGACUGGGAAAGACGUGGGGAAGCCCAAGUGUAAAUAUGAGGGGGCCAACGGAUUCUGGGAAAUCAAACUGGAAGUGCCGGUGCUGAUGAUGCCUGUUGAGUCUGCCGCUACGGAUGAAGAGCCGAGGGACCGGUACAAGCACUUGACGAUACUAUAUGGACAGACAGCUGAAUUGAGCAUUCAGCUCCUGGCAACAGUCGUAUCCCAUACAGACUUUUUACAGGUAUCAGUUGCUGUGAAGCAAGUACGAUUCAAGGCAGAUAAUUCUCGUUGGGAUGAAGAAGCAAUGGGCCAUUUCCCCACUCGAGUGAGGGUGUCAGUGUUGCCUCUUACUAACGAAGGUUCAAGCGUGACUUUAACUAACUCGUCCUCGAACAACGAGUACACGGUUGGAAAAGGAGAGAGCCUCACCCUUGGAUCUAGUGCCACGAAUGCUGGCAAGGCGGGUCUCGGAGCCGGUUUCAGUGUCGGUGCAGGGCAAGUGUCAAGUAUCCUGAUGAAGAGCAAGCCAUGGAGGUUUGAGCAGGUUCCAUUGCCGGAUGACGAUCGUGGAGGCAGCUUUCAGUGGACACUGCAAGCCCUGAAAGGAGUUCCAUUUGACAGGUUCAACCCUAUUCGCAUGGCGGAUUCUAACUCUAUGUGGAGGUGGGGAAGGCGAGUGACUAGUAAUCCCUUGGAUGGGCUUCCGUUCACAAGUGAAGGUGGGGUGCAAUUUACUAGCGGCGAAUUUUCUGAUACCAUGAUGUGGCGGUUUCCUAAGAAGAGGGAGGGAAGGAAAUUGAGGUGGAGGAUUGAGGGGGAAGUUUGCAUGACGUAUACCACCAGUCGCUACUUUGAGACCCGCAAAGCCCAGUUUUGCGGCGAGAUCGAAGAGCCACUGGUUGCUGCGAAGCCUAAUUUUGAGACCAAGAUGAACGACUUCAAGGAGGAAGUUGAGGAGUUGCUCGGCUUAGCGGAGCCAGGCACGAAGAUCAAGCCUCAGAAUGAACCGUCACUGACGAAAUUCAAUACGACUGUAAAGAAACAGUUCCUUGAAUGGUUAGAGUUCAGGAAGGAGCUGGAAGAAAUGCAAGGGGGGUUGAGUCUCAUGAAAGGCACUAAGGAAAGCCCGUUGAAGACAGAGGAUAAGAUCGAAGAAGGUACGGAGAAGGAAACAGAGAAGGUCACGAAACCAGAAGAGGUUGUGAAGGCAGAAUUGAAGGAAGAGGCAAUAUCCCUGUCUUCAGUCGAAAACCACAGACCAUCCUCUAAACCGAGUUUAGUGCGACUCAAAGCCAGUAAGGGGGCGGGUGACUUUGACACGGCAGAAGAAACUGAGAAGCCAGGGACAGAAAGGGUCGAAGAAACAGUGUCAGAGAUCAAGACUAAAGUAAGCCUCCAUCACAGAAGGGGGCUGAGUUACAUCCCCCCGGAGGAAACUGUUGCGGCGCCCUCCGUUGUUUCUCACCGUCGACGAUCGAGUUACAGUGAAUCACCUCUAGAGGAAGCACCGCAGGCUUCCGUUGCCCGUUCUAGCCGAAGAGGACGGAACUAUGACUAUACUCCUCCACAGGAAGCACCGCGAGAAUCCUCUGCUACUACAGCAGUCGCACAGGUAUCCUCCUCGUUAGUACGCAGACAGCUGUCGGUGGUAAAACCUAGAACAAGGAAACAAUUUAUGGACACAUCCGAAGAUGCGCCCAUCGUAUAUCUUUCACCAUCCUCCUGGUCUACAAAUAAAUCAUUGGAGGACGAGAACAUCUCAGACACUCCUCUCUCCCCCUCAAGGAGUCUUUCUCCGCCUGCACCAGACACCCUUUCUUCCAUCACAGAAGCUCAUCAGGUGAUCUCUGCCCCUUCCCUGAUCCGACUUAAAGCCAGCAAGGGCAAGCUCCGACACUAACUUAUUAGUGUCGCCUACUUCAAAAGGAUGUCAUUGGUGCUGGAUGCAUGCAUACACGGCGUGGAAUGAAGAAGCAAUCGAAGCUGUUGCGAUCAGUCCAUCGCGACGUAAGAUCCAGCUCGCAAACUAAACUUGAAGCUUGAUCUCUACGUUAACUAUGCUGGUAGAUGUGUUUCAAUCGACUGCACUUUGCUCCGCUGGCUUUCGAAAAAAGAGCGUAUAAGCAAGCACCUAUGGAGCAUCACAUAGCUUCCACGCGCGUGACAAAUCCCCGAAGCGUCUUGCUCCGAAUGUGGAUAUCCCGAAUGCUCAAACAUGAUAUCUUCAAUUUGGUUGCGAUUGGUACUCUAAAUAGAACCCUGCUUGCUCAUGUUCAACUUCUGAAUCCUGCAGCUCUAGUUUUUCAGAAAAUGGCUGCCACCAGAAUAACUGUUGCAAGUUAUACGAUGCAAUUGUGUAAAUCACUAGAAAGAAGCAUUUUCCUUCUGGUCGUGGUAGGAAGAUAUUAAGGGAAGAACUAUGGUACAUAGAACUUGGGUUGCGGAGAUGAUGUGGUUUGAGAAUGCACUACAGCAUGAGCACUCAAGUCUAGUUACUGUGAUGUAAACAUUAAAAGUUUUCUAAAUGCACUGGAAGUGUAUUAUGGGUUCUGGCUCUGGAGUGAGCUUCUCAAGCCUUGUGAAGGUUAUGAAGAGCGGCACCGAUUCGAAACUUGGGGUGGUGCCUCUCGGAAUAGAGGCCGUAGUUGUUCAGAUAUUGGUGCUUGGCCUCGCUUUCUCUCUUCAUGAAGCUUAACCAGUUACCAGACAACACUCAGAUUAAGACUUUCUAUUGCAGUCUGUCUUUCGCCUUACAAUGGCAAGGUUUUCUUGUUGCUUUAUCUUUGGCGUAAGGAGAACACUUUCAGUGGUUCUGAACACA